Messenger RNA from Closterium sp. NIES-67, 1688 nucleotides. Lineage: Eukaryota; Viridiplantae; Streptophyta; Zygnematophyceae; Desmidiales; Closteriaceae. The record is from the annotation of a GenBank genome assembly.
CACAAAUAAAUACCACGUCACCCAACCUGUCCCCAGAAAGCGACAGACACGGUAGAGCUGAUUUCUGCCAGGAGAGUGAAGCAAGCCGUUACAGUGAAAGUGUAAGAUCUAGGCGCUGUGUGUAUGCGGAUGCACACAGGAGCAUAGCGCAGGAAGCUUACGUGUUCAAGGAUUCGUCUCCGGAUUUAAAUUAACCCGCCGUGCUCAGACGGUCCGUCCAUAAUCCCCUCUUUCGUGACGUGCACAGGCUAUUUACCGCAAACCCUACUCUCAAUCAAGAAAUCUCAUAAGCCCACCACCGACCGCAUUUUCCGCGUUUUCCUCUAAGAUCGAGUCGGAAAUACUUGCAUGCAAUAAGGAGUGUCCUUACGAUCGAGAAUAGCCCCGCCAUGGCUCUGUACGUCGCGAAUCUCUGUCUCCUACCACCGUUCCUCGCUCUGCCGUCACUCCUUCAACACCACUCCACCACCCUCGCCCACCUUCGCGACGACGGCGGCGGCGACGGCUCCGGCGACGAAUCAUGUCGCACGGGCGACGGAAGCCGGUGUGACGACUCAGGCGCGCAAGCCAUGAUAACGAACCCCAUGAAGAAUCCGCUAAUGGUGCCGAUGCUAGAGCGAGAGCCGGUCAUGGCUCACACGAUCGAGUACCCGCAAGUGAAGGGGGCGACGGAGAAGAGAGGCCGGCGCGUGCGGUGGGGUGAUGAAGCCGGCUUCUCGCUCACUGCCAUUCGCGAAUACGAGCCAAGCGAGACGCGGCACCCGGAUGACGUGGCAUGGUGGGAGAUCGAGGAGGCGGACGAUGACGUGUGCAACUGCGCCAUGCAGUAAAGUCGGAGGGGCGCACUGCUGCCACGGCGGAGCGGAAAGCUGCGCCAUGCAGUAAGGCCUGAGGAGCGCCCUGCAGCGAUGGCGGAACUAAGUGCUGCGCAUGGAGAGAGGGAGGAGCUUAGCUGCGCCAUACAGGGAAAGCGGAGCUGCGCCAUACAGGGAAAGCGGAGCUGCGCCGUACAGGGAAAGCGGAGCUGCGCCGUACAGGAAAAGCGGAGCUGCGCCAUACAGCGAGGGCGGAGCUGCGACGAGCUGCGCCCGGCGACCUGCCGUGCAGAGAGCUCCUACACAAUACUGCACGUUAUACACUACAAAUACUGUGUGCACUAUGCAUUAUGCACUCAAUGCUGUGCUGCUCACUUCUGCAUCGGACACGGUACAUAAGGUACACUGAGCACAGAACAGCAGGAUGCACACAGAUACAGUGAGUGAAGCAACGAACAGGAAGCGCAGGAAGAAUAAUCUCCUGCCAUGGCAUCCAGGAGAUUGCUUCUGCCUUACCGGCUCAGCAGGAGGUGCAGCGUAAGCUUGUGCAGCGUAAGCUUGUGCUUGAUUGUGUGUUAUACCUACCCGAGGUGGUUUCUAAAUCUGGGGGGUGCAGCGUAAGCUUGUGCUCAGGCUGCUUGGUUGUGCGUUAUAACUAGCUCAUGUUGCUUAGGAGGAGCUAUCGCCCCAUACGUGUGAAAUAGGCCCACAUCGUAGAAGGUCCAUCAAUUUUCUAGACACGUGAAUUCUGGAGAGCAGACCUCUCAAACCAGUGUUGUUUCUGUGAAAGGCACUAGUCUACUCAGUGUACUAAUUAGUGAAUUAGAGCGUGUUCCUACGAGCCUCUUCCCAGGCAACCUCUUCCCAGACUCA